AUGGAAAAGAAAACGUCCGGCAUAGGAAGCAAGAGCCACCUUCGCGAAACCCGGCUGGCUACCAUCAUGGGAUUCCUUCCUCUGGAGCAUGCUUUCGGGGAAUUUUGUCGCAAGGCAUUGUGUCACGAGUCGUUCCAGUUCCUGGUUGAUGUGUCGAAGUUCAAGAGCUCGGUCCAUGCCGCCCACCAAGGUGGCAACGACAGCUACGAGGAGUUUAUCGUCAUCGUCGACGAGUAUAUCGAGGACAACUCGAACUUCGAAGUCAACAUCGACAGCCGCACGAAAAAGGAAAUACUGGGAUUCGGGGACCGCUCGGCGUACGCUUCUCUCGGCACGGCCAAGAGCCGGUGUUUGUUUUACUGGCAGCUUUGCAACUGCACAACGCUGCGUUUCUAGAGUGAUUGAUUUUUUAGUUUCUCCCUUAGCCCCGUCCACCUCCUGCUUUACGAUGAUACUUCUACGUGGCAAAGAAGCGCCUGGAGGGAUGUGAAUCCAAUGGAUGAGACAAGAUGAAGAACAGAUACUGCGAGACAUCUGCGCUCUCAGCGAUUCUUUGCCUAUCGGAGGCACCCGUAAAAGAUUUAAAUCGUGGAACUGAAAUUGUUUUGUGAUGUAAAGGAUUUUUCGGUUGCUCGGCCCUACGUGUUUAUUGCUCGCAUUCAACUACAGGAGAGCCGCAUGGAAAUCUUCUCUCUGGCCGAAAAGGAGGUCGCGAUGAUGCUAGCGGACAACCUACUACUAAAGUUCAAGGCUUCGGACGAGUACAAGGAAAUUGCCGGCGACCUCUUGUUCGGGGCAAAGUAAUUCUCGGGGCGCGGUCAAAGAACAAUUUCAGGAGAAGAGAUGAUAUACAUCAUCAGAUCAUCGUACAUCAUGUUCCCGGAACGUAGCCGCGGUAGGACCACAAGUAAACUAUACGCCACACUCAUGUCUAACAAGAACUUCUAGGGGUCGGUCAUCCGCCUCAUUUGGGGGCUACCCCUAUUUGCACGACGCACUUGCAAAUAACAACUUGCACGACUCAAACGCCCCCAGAACCACACAACAACCAGAAACCCACUUUCAAACUCAAAACAGCAGCGAAACAACACAGCCCAGCACAUACAUAACCAUGCAUAACCACCGCCGACAGGCCGCAAAGCACGCGCAACGCAGCAGACCACACUGCAGACAUGUCCCCCCGGGAUUUUGCUUGUUAGAGAGAGAGUAGCGGCACCGGCCGCUGUAUUGAACACCGCUACUUAUUCAGCAGGCACGAAACACCAGGAGAGAGGACCAUCCCCUUGUUUUGCAUUACGCUACGCUUCGUACGACGUGGCAGCGGUGGCGGACUGAAGGUACCUCGUGCAAUAGAGAGGUGCCGGGGGGGGGAGGACAACAAUGGCUCAAUCCAGAGACUCCGGUGGGGUACGGGAGGUGAUACCGGGGUUGGCGUAGGUCGUCUCCCACCAUCUCCCAUGGUAUCAUGGACACUGAAAAAUAUAUGGCAUUGUUCACUUGUUGAUUGUGAUCCUCCAUGGCGCUAGCGCUCCACCGCCACGAAGAGGCUACCGAGAAUGUCGGACUGCGAGGCGGGUGACACUUUUUGUGGAUUCCAUUUUGCUAAAUACAUUCACUCUUGUUUUUAGUGUGGGGGGUAGGGGCUAUUUAGACUAGAGUUGCUUGUUCUUUUCAUUGUAUGGAUUCUAUCAUGAUAUCAUGGACAUGGAACUGUAUAUGACAUUGUUCACGUGUUGAUUGUGAUCCUCCAUGGCGCUAGCGCUCCACCAGCACAAAGAGGCUACGGAAAAUGCGGGCUGCGGGGCGGGUGACUUUGUCUGGAUGUCAUUUUCUUGAAUAUAUUCACUCUUUUUGGGGGGGUAAAAGCUAGACUAGAGAUGGUUGUGGUUUUCAUUUUACCGCUUAUGCAUCUCGUCUCCGUUCUGUUGGGUGUGGGUACGAAAUCUUUCGGUCACUCGCGGCACUUGAGCAUGUUUGAAUUAGGAUCGACCCCGGAUCGAAGCUCUCCGUUUCAAUUGGAGUAGGCACGACCUCAUCAGACUGAGGGGCGAUCCUUUGAGAUGAAAACGACUGAAUACCGUUGGUGGCAGCUUGGGCGGGACGGAUAGGGAGGGAGCUUCAUGUGCACUGAGUGAAAGUGAAGCUGAUCUGUUUCAUAAGACCCCUAAAAGAACAUGGAAAUGGUCGUUGGGGAAAAGCACAAAAUGAUACUCUACGCCUGAACUCGGCCAAACAUCGGGUUUACACAUGAAACGGCCCAUGCUCGCCUCCGCAUAACACAGAAGUGGGGAACACUUGGACCGUGGGUCCCCAUGAACAUAGGACUACAAGGAGGUCAGAAGAGUCCAAAAGGCUAAACACCCCUGUUCGUGUUUGGCAUUCCGUUCCAUAUUACUGACGUCAUUUCAUUACACGCUCAUCGGGCUGUCGAUCCCGGAAUACAGAGAAUGCACACUCAGUCGCUCCUGCACACACUCAUCUCACAUAAUUCACUCGACGAAACUUUUUCACUUGCGCACUCAUUUCAUUGAGCUCUCUGACUUCACUCGAUUCACUAAGCUUCAUUUCACGCAGCAUAAUUCGCUCACCCAGCCAAGCCAACUUACGGUGAACUCGAUGAAGCCAUGAUGACAAAGAUACGGACGGCUAAGCAACAGUUUUCGUCGUAUUUUGGCCGCCUUACAGCUGCAAUGAGCAACCGGUGUGUGCCAAGUGAAGCCAACACAGGUACAUUCUAUUCUUCUUCCUAUUUAUUGAUACAAAACAAUUGUACAUAUGUUUCAAUAAUAUCUGUUUCAUUUCCCUCCCAGCAAGAAAGCUACCAGCAUGGUUGGUUACACAAUGAUCGCAAAUCAUCAGAAAUGUACUGUCUGCAUUGCAAAUACAUCAAUCUGUAAGAAUACAUUCACUCGCUAAAAUUCGAAAAAGCAACUGUUUCUUCUUUUUCUACGCCUGUCGCCUUAGGCCUCGAUCCAAAACGAUAUCCAACUCCUCGGCGUUUGCGUCACCUGAUGCUCCUUCUGCGGAAAUAAUGGCCAUCGACACGCGCUAAAGGGGUCAUUCCACGUGGCUAAGCAGCAAUGACCAGGACACUUACCGGCGAGAAAAACGUCAUCUCCGCUUACGACAUGGCAUGGACUAUUUUUCAUUGCUUUUCCCACAAGG
Ectocarpus sp. CCAP 1310/34 is the source of this 3165-nucleotide messenger RNA. The record is from the annotation of a GenBank genome assembly. NCBI's taxonomy places the organism in Eukaryota, Phaeophyceae, Ectocarpales, Ectocarpaceae.